UGGUCGCCGUCAUCGUCCGCUCUGACGCCGACGCCGGUGAUCACUACCGCCAACGUCGCGCCGCUUUGACAUGCGCGUCUUUUGUUCUUGACCGUCAUCAUUCCUCUUAUUCGCUUCCGUCUCCGCUUAUAUAGGGCUCGCUUUUCGGGGCUUCUCCUCAUUCUCUUGUCUUCGACCUCGUUCUUGGAUAUACUGUCAAUGUGCUCAAUGGCGACCAUGAAGAUGAACUCUCCGCUCCUCGCUGGCUCAAAGGCAGGCUCGCCGAUCAUCGCUUCUCCCGCCGCGCCUUCACCCUCUAUCUGGCAAGGUCUACUCAACGGACAAGAGAAAGAGAUGCUCAACGCGACCUCUCCGCAAUCCACAUCGCCGUCGAACUUCUUCUCCACGAUCGACUUCGCCCUCGAGAUCCAGGUCGAACGCGCUCGCACUCUCGAAGUUCUCCGCGCCCGCGACGCCGUCAUCGUCCGACUCUCCGAAGCCUACACGAAGCUCCAUGAGAAGACCGUCGAGGUCGACAGGCUCCAGGACACGCUCAAUCGCCUCCUCCCCGACUCGCCGACGCAGAGCAGCGCGAUCACGAGCAAGAUUGCGCAGGAGAGGCAGCAGUUGGUGGACAUGCAGAAGACGAUCGAAUCGCUUAGGGAGGAGAUCCGGGCGCUGAAGCUGGCCGCGGAAGAGCAAGCGAGGGUGCAACCACCGCCAAAGUAUGAGGCUAGGCUCCCGGUGCGUGACUCGGAGGUUGCCUGUCCGUUCGCGAGUCUGGAUCUGCGACAGCUUGCUCCCCCUGCGCCGCCUAUUCGUCGACACUCUGGCUCCGCGCUCUCUUCUGGCUCUGGCUCUGGCUCGGUGACAAGUACGCUUCUGGACACUGCGGACGACCCCAAGGUCGACGGAAAAGGCUCUCCUCAAACGUUAUCAGCGUCGGAAGACCCGAAGGCAAUCCAUGAGGCCCGAAACAAGAUACUCUCAUCGCUCCCUGUGCCGUCUGAGGCGCCUGAAGAUAGCUUGACUCCGAUCCUUUUGCCAAAUAACAUGACACUGCAAGAUUUCGUUCAGACGCUCCCUGUGCACGUCCGUACGAGCCUCGGCAAUUUUAAAGCCCUAUACGAGCCAACGACUUGUUGGUCCCCCGGCCAUGAUGAGCAUGGGGCUUGGCGAACCCCACUCAUUGCUUUUACCAAGAGAAGGGCGCGUGGUACUACGCGGGGGUAUACCAAUGCUUCCGCUUCCCCGAUCUCUCGGUCAGGGAGUGGAAUGAACUGUCGGACGAGGCCACGCAGUCCAUCGCCAAAGAGACCCUCGCCGCGCGUCGGAACACCUCCCCGCAGCACUUCUUUGAGGUGAAGGAACUGUAUGGCGCGGGUGCGCUGGCCGUAGCAUGC
This is a messenger RNA of Schizophyllum commune H4-8, 1382 nucleotides long. RefSeq lists its product as uncharacterized. NCBI's taxonomy places the organism in Eukaryota, Fungi, Basidiomycota, Agaricomycetes, Agaricales, Schizophyllaceae. The transcript has 6 exons. The record is from RefSeq and is a predicted model, not a curated record. The coding region runs from base 199 to 1344 and encodes 381 amino acids.